Messenger RNA from Cokeromyces recurvatus, 726 nucleotides. Its product is annotated as peptidyl-tRNA hydrolase-domain-containing protein. The coding region runs from base 1 to 726 and encodes 241 amino acids. Lineage: Eukaryota; Fungi; Mucoromycota; Mucoromycetes; Mucorales; Mucoraceae. The transcript has 3 exons. The record is from RefSeq and is a predicted model, not a curated record. Gene Ontology annotation, molecular function: peptidyl-tRNA hydrolase activity.
AUGAAUAAUACUAAAAUAUUGCUUGUUGGUCUCGGUAAUAAAACCUUACCGAACACAAGGCAUAAUGUAGGAAUGAUGGUACUUGAUUCAAUUGUAAAAUCUUUGGAUUUAACCUGGUCUCAGAACCGAAAUUGGAAAUCAGAUACAACUGAAACGACGAUCAAAGUUGAAAGAAAAGACGAAACAAGAGAAUAUCAAGUAACAUUUUUAAAACCAAGAAAAUUGAUGAAUGUUAGUGGUUCCUGUGUUGCUAAAGCAGUAAAAGACUUGGGUGUUUCUUUACAAAACUUGUACGUAUUUCAUGAUGACAUGCAACGUGAUCUUGGAAAAGUAAAUCUAAAAGAAGGUGGAUCUGCUAAUGGACAUAAUGGGAUCAAAUCUGUCAUUGAAAAUCUGAAGACACAUGAGUUUAAACGUGUGCGAAUAGGCAUAGGUCGUCCACCAGCAGAAAUUGAUGAUCGAUCUUAUGAAGUAGUAGCAGGAUUUGUAUUAGCUAAAUUCACUCAAAAUGAAAUCGAUAAAUUAGAAGAAGUAGUGUAUCCUAUGUGGACCAAGGAUCAAGGAUUAGAAUUAUUAUGUGAUAAAGGUGAAUUGAUCAAGAAGCCUAAAAUUAAAAAUAAAAACAAGAUAGUAGAUCCUAGUAAAUGGGAAAAGAACCAACAAAAAAAGCAAAAUAUAAAUACAAAAGAUAAUGAAGCUGUAAAAGUGUCUGCAGUAAACCUUUAA